AUGGCGCCCAUCAAGCGAAAGGGCAAUACUGCCGAAGAUGCAGCUGCCCGUCAGCCGCAGAAGCGGGCUCGCGUUGGAGCAGAGGAACAGGCGAAGGCGUCUAAGAAGCAGAACAGCAAGACCGACGGACAGCAGACUGAUGCCGCUCGGAAGCCGUCUGGCCUUUCAGUCCUGCGCGACGACGAGCCAGCGUUCCCUCGAGGUGGUGGAAGCGUGCUGACACCGCUGGAACGGAAGCAGAUUCAGAUUCAAGCUACUCGCGAUGUGCUUUUCGAGCAGAAGGGGUCCAAAAAGACUCGCGGCGAUUUCGAUGAUGAGGACGAGGACGAGGAGGAAGAUAUUGAUAUGAACGAUGCGGACGAUGCGUCUGGGAGCACAAAAAAAGGCCACAAGAAGAAGGCAAAAGGCAAGAAGUCUUCCGAACGGCAGUCAUCGGAGAAGCAAGGUGUGCGAAUUGAAGGUCUCAGCUUCAAGCGCCUCGUACCUGGAUCUAUGAUUUUGGGUCAAGUGUCGAGUAUCAACGCCCACGAUAUCGGGAUCUCCUUGCCCAACAAUCUUACUGGCUACGUGCCGUUGACGGCGAUCUCGAAGACCCUGGAAGAAAAAAUCGACAAACUCUUGAAUGAAGAGAACCAGAGUGACGAUGACGAAGAAGAUGAAGAUGACGACGACGACGCUCUGGAGCUGAAGAAUUACUUCUACCUGGGCCAGUUCCUGCGCGCCUAUGUUGUUUCCGCUGGAAGCAACCCGACCGACACAAACACACGGAGCAAAAAGCGCAUUGAACUCUCGCUUGAUCCUAGGCAGACCAACUCGGGCCUGUCGAAAUCGGAUCUCGUGACUGAUGCAGUGGUCCAGGCGUCCGUUGUCAGCGUGGAAGAUCAUGGUCUUAUCAUGGAUCUUGGAAUGCAAGACGCAGACCUUAAAGGUUUCAUGUCCUCCAAGGAGAUUGACCCGAAAUUGGACUACUCUUCUAUCAAAGAGGGUUCCGUUUUGCUCUGUGUAGUUACAGGCCACAACGCCAACGGCAACGUGAUCAAGCUGUCUGCCAAUCUUCCGUCCGUGGGUUCCAUCAAGAAGUCUCACUUUCUCAGCACGGCUCCUACAAUCAAUGCCUUCCUUCCUGGCACUGCCGCUGAAGUCCUUCUGACUGAGGUAUCGGAAAACGGUAUGGUCGGUAAGAUCAUGGGCAUGCUCGAUGCUACCAUCGAUCUCGUACAAUCCGGCGCAAACUCGGGACAAUUCGACCUAACCAAGAAGUUCCAUCCCGGUGCGAAGAUCAAGGGUCGCCUGGUUUGUACCUUUCCUGCUUCGGAGCCGAUCAAGGUCGGCUUUUCCAUGCUUGACCACGUUGUGAAAUUUGCCCCGGCCACGCGCGGUCCUGGUUCUUCCGACGACGCCCCUGCCAUUUCCGCCAUUCUCCCUGAAGUCAAGGUCGUCAAAGUCGAACCUGGUCUUGGUCUCUUCGUCCAGGUUGGAUCAAGCAACCACCUUGGUUUCGUUCACGUGUCCAAGCUUUCGGACACAAAGGUCGAAAGCAUCUCUGCCGAUGAAGGAAAGUUCAGGGUUGGGUCCUCUCACGAAGCCAGGGUGGUCGGUUAUAAUUCGCUUGACAACCUGUAUCUUUUGUCCUUCGAGAGAAAGGUUAUUGACCAGCCUUUCCUUCGUCUGGAGGAUGUGACCAUCGGCGCCGUCGUGAAGGGCAAAGUUGAGAAGCUUCUUAUCGGCGCUAAGGGGCUCGACGGCCUGAUCGUGGCGCUGGCCGAUGGAAUCACUGGCCUCGUUCCAUCUAUGCACUUCGCAGACACUCUGCUGCAAUUCCCCGAGAAGAAGUUCCGUGAGGGAAUGACAAUCACCGCUAGGAUUUUAUCCGUCAACUUGGAGAAACGUCAAAUCCGCUUGACCUUGAAGAAGAGCUUGCUUAACAGCGAAUCUGCCAUCUGGAAGGACUACGAGGACAUUGUCCCUGGAGCUCAGUCACCGGGCACACUAGUCAGCAUUCAGCCUCAUGGUGCCGUUGUUCAGUUCUACGGCUCUGUGCGCGGCUUCCUUCCGGUGUCAGAGAUGAGUGAAGCCUAUAUCAAGGACCCAUCCCAACAUUUCAGACAGGGUCAAGUUGUCAGCGUUCACGCCUUGAGUGUCGAUGUUGCUUUGGGGAGACUUACUGUGUCUUGUAAGGAUCCCUCGACCUUCACUGACUCGUAUAAGAAAGCCUUCGAGAGCAUCCACCCCGGGUUACUCGUCACCGGAACUGUUUUUGAGAAGUCAAGUGAUGACCUGCUUCUCAAACUCGGUGAUUCCGGUUUGAUUGCCCGCUUAGACUCCCAGCACGUCAUCGAUGGAUCUGCAUCUAAGCAGAGUUCAACCUUGUCGAAGAUCCGCGUGGGCCAAAAGCUGAACGACCUUCUUGUACUCGAUAUCCAGAGAGCUCAUCGCCUCAUCAAGGUGAGUAGCAGAGCCAGUCUCAAGAAGGCUGUUACUCAGGGCCUUGUCCCCAGCAAGUUCGAAGAUGUUCAGGAAGGUGCCGAGGUCUUGGGUUUUGUCCGAAACAUUACACAAGAUGGCGUUUUUGUUGAAUUCCUCGGCAGCGUCAUCGGGCUGGUGCCCAAACGUCUCAUUCCCGAGGGCAACAUCAACACACUGAACUUUGGGAUGACCAAGGGCCAAGCGGUGUCCGCUACUGUCCACUCAGUCGAUACCGAUUACCGCAGGUUCAUCCUGAGCAUGAAGACCUCGGAAGCUACCCGUGCUGGCCCUUCUGAACGUAAAGCAGCCAAGGAACCAGUCAAGGUCAACGAUGCCUUGAUAAACCCUAUUGACGAAACCAUCAAGGUGAUGGAUGAUUUGGCAUUUGGAAGAACUGUCCAGUGUAGGAUUCUUUCUGUCAAGGGAACUCAGGUCAAUGUGCAACUUGCCGACAACAUCCAAGGUCGUGUCGACGUGUCGGAAGUGUAUGACAAGUGGGAAGACAUUAAGGACAGAAAGCAGCCGUUGCGCUUUUUCCGCCCGAAACAGCUCAUCUCUGCGAGAAUCAUCGGCGUACACGAUGCUCGUAAUCACAAAUUCUUGCCGAUCAGUCACCGCAGCGGUAAACACCCUGUCUUCGAGCUGUCUAUCAAGCCCAGUUUCCUUGAAGCAUCUGAGCCCAGCCUGUUGAAUCUGGAACAAGUCCGGGUUGGUUCUUCUUGGGUUGGUUUCAUCAACAACAUUGCCGACGACUGCCUAUGGAUCAACCUGUCGCCUAGUGUCCGUGGAAGGUUACGCUUCAUGGAUCUGGCGGACGAUCUGUCCCUCCUUGCCGACAUUGAGAAGCAUUUCCCAAUUGGCUCUGCAUUGAAGGUACACGUUACUGCCGUUGAUGUCGAGAAGGGGCGGUUGGAUUUGUCCGCGAAACAGGGCAAUGAGAAGCUUUCCCUGGCAGACCUUUCAGUGGGCAGCGUCCUUCCUGGAAGGAUUACCAAAGUCACCGAGAGCCAAGUCAUCAUGCAACUUAGUGACACAGUUGUUGGUGUGGUACACUUGAUCGACAUGGCCGAUGACUAUUCCAAAUCUGAUCCAGGAACCUUCCACAAAAAUGAGGUGCGUCGCACGUGCGUUGUGGGAAUUGACGCCGCCAACAAGAAGGUUUCACUUUCCCUCCGGCCCUCAAAGGUUCUUAGCUCGUCCCUUCCGGUACAAGAUCGGGAAAUCACUUCGCUCAAGCAAUUGAAGGUCAACGACAUCGUCCGAGGUUUCGUCAGAAGGGUGGCUGACAACGGGUUGUUCAUAACUGUCGGACAUAACAUCACAGCCUACGUCCGCGUCUCUGAUCUUUCCGACUCCUACCUCAAGGAGUGGAAAGACGGGUUUGAGACGGAUCAACUGGUCAAAGGCAGAGUCACUUUUGUCGAUGCCGAGCAGAACAAGCUGCAGCUAACCCUGAAAGAGUCUGCUUUGGAUCCCAACUACAAGACCCCUCUCCAGCUCCGCGAUCUGAAGCCUGGUCAAAUUGUCACAGGCAAAGUCCGUAAGGUGGAGGACUUUGGUGCAUUCAUUCUUAUUGAUAAUUCUGCCAAUCUCAGUGGCCUCUGCCAUCGCAGCGAGAUGGCUGAGGACCGUGUCGAAGAUGCCAGGAAGUUGUACGAAGAGGGUGACGUUGUGAAGGCGAAGAUUCUCAAUAUCGACCGCGAGAAGGAGCGAAUCUCAUUUGGUCUCAAGGCAUCUUACUUUGGCGAAGAGGAUGGCGAGAGCAGUGACGAGGACCUGGAUAUGGAGGAUGAUGAUGGUGUGAGCCUCGACGGUUUCGGUGGAGUUGAACUUCAGGGCGACUUCUCUGAUAAUGAUGAUGACGAUGAUGAUCUAUCUAUGGGCGGUGUUGAUCUGGAAGAUGAGGAUGGAAGCGAGUCCGAAGUAAGCGACGAUGAUUCUCAGAUGGAAGAUGUUUCUUCCAGGAAGGAAGGGGGCCUUGGUGCCGGUGGUUUCGACUGGAGCGGAAACAUCCACAAUGACGAUGACGAAGGGGCCCGGUCUGGCUCUGACGACGAAGAUGGUACGCGGAAGAAGAAGAAGAAGAACCGCAAGCCAGAAAUCCAGGUCGAUCGAACGGGCGAGUUGGAUGCAAACGGUCCGCAGUCGAUUGCUGACUACGAACGACUCCUUUUGGGCGAGCCUGACUCGUCCCUCUUGUGGCUUCAAUACAUGGCAUUCCAGCUGGAGCUGGGUGAGGCUGACAAAGCCCGUGAAAUUGCUGAGCGUGCACUGCGCACCAUCAGUAUGGGCCAGGACACUGAGAAGCUGAACGUGUGGGUGGCACUGCUGAACCUGGAGAAUACAUAUGGCAACAACGACACCCUUGAGGACGUCUUCAAGCGGGCCUGUCAGUAUAAUGAUACUCAGGAGAUCUACGAGCGGCUGAUCAGUAUCUACAUUCAAUCUGGCAAGAAUGAGAAAGCGGAUGAGCUGUUCCAGACUGCUCUUAAGAAAAAGAUCUUCCAGUCCCCUAAGUUCUUCGUCAACUAUGCCACCUUCCUUUUCGACACCAUGGCUGCUCCCGAUCGCGGCCGCGCGCUGUUGUCGCGUGCCCUUCAGUCUCUCCCAUCGCAUACGCAUGUCGAGACGACAUCGAAAUUCGGACAGUUGGAGUUCCGGUCGGCGAACGGAGAUGCUGAGCGUGGCCGAACGGUGUUUGAGGGACUUCUUUCCUCGUUCCCCAAGCGAGUUGAUCUGUGGAAUGUGUUGCUGGACUUGGAGAUCAAGGCCGGCGACGCGGAACAGGUUCGCCGUCUGUUCGAGCGAGUGCUCGGGAUCCGCUCGUCGAAGAAGGGAGCGGCCGUGACAACGGUGGAGCAGAGCAAGAAACUCAAGCCCAAACAGGCGCGGUUCUUCUUCAAGAAGUGGCUCUCGUUCGAGGAGACGCUCGCCGCCGAAAGUGGCAGCGAUAAGAUGGUCGAGGAGAUCAAGGCCCGGGCAGCGGAGUACGUCAAGUCUCUGCAGGAGUGA
Penicilliopsis zonata CBS 506.65 is the source of this 5478-nucleotide messenger RNA. RefSeq lists its product as hypothetical. The transcript has 3 exons. The coding region runs from base 1 to 5478 and encodes 1825 amino acids. Gene Ontology annotation, molecular function: protein binding; RNA binding. Gene Ontology annotation, cellular component: small-subunit processome; nucleolus. The record is from RefSeq and is a predicted model, not a curated record. Gene Ontology annotation, biological process: rRNA processing. NCBI's taxonomy places the organism in Eukaryota, Fungi, Ascomycota, Eurotiomycetes, Eurotiales, Aspergillaceae.